AUAGAAAAUGAACUCCUUGAUAAGUGACAAAAUGGCGAUGCCUACGCUCUAGAACUAGAUUGUCCGAACCUCAUUUCUUCUCUAGCUCCAUUUCUCCCACCUCAAGGCUGCUGGCUGCCAUCGGCCCCACCUCCUCAGAGUAAAGUCAUGAAGGUGGUAAACCUGAAGCAAGCCAUUUUGCAAGCCUGGAAGGAGCGAUGGAGUGACUACCAAUGGGCAAUCAACAUGAAGAAAUUUUUUCCCAAAGGAGCCACCUGGGACAUCCUCAACCUGGCAGAUGCACUACUGGAGCAAGCCAUGAUUGGACCUUCCCCCAAUCCUCUCAUCUUGUCCUACCUGAAGUAUGCCAUUAGUUCCCAGAUGGUGUCCUACUCUUCUGUCCUCACAGCUAUCAGCAAGUUUGAUGACUUUUCCCGGGACCUGUGUAUUCAGGCUUUGCUGGAUAUCAUGGACAUGUUUUGUGACCGUCUGAGCUGCCACGGCAAAGCAGAGGAGUGCAUCGGGCUGUGCCGAGCCCUUCUCAGCGCCCUCCACUGGCUGCUGCGCUGCACGGCAGCCUCUGCAGAGCGGCUCCGGGAGGGGCUGGAGGUCGGUGCCCCAGCCGCGGGGGAGAAGCAGCUUGCCAUGUGCCUGCAGCGCCUGGAGAAGACCCUCAGCAGCACCAAGAACCGGGCCCUGCUGCACAUCGCCAAGCUAGAGGAGGCCUCAUUGCACACAUCCCAGGGACUUGGGCAGGGUGGCACCCGAGCCAAUCAACCAACAGCCUCCUGGACUGCCAUGGAGCACUCUCUCUUGAAGCUUGGGGAGAUCCUGGCCAACCUCAGCGACCCCCAGCUCCGGAGCCAGGCUGAGCAGUGUGGCAGCCUCAUCAGGAGCAUCCCCACAAUGCUGUCCGUGCACUCGGAGCAGCUGCACAAGACUGGCUUCCCCACAGUCCACGCCCUGGUCCUGCUCGAGGGCACCAUGAACCUGACAGGCGAGACGCAGCCCCUGGUGGAGCAGCUGAUGAUGGUGAAGCGCAUGCAGCACAUCCCCACCCCGCUCUUUGUCCUGGAGAUCUGGAAAGCUUGCUUCGUGGGGAUCAUCGAGUCUCCCGAGGGGACGGAGGAGCUCAAGUGGACAGCUUUCACCUUCCUCAAGAUUCCACAGGUUUUGGUGAAGUUGAAGAAGUACUCCCAUGGGGACAGGGACUUCACUGAGGAUGUCAACUGUGCUUUUGAGUUCCUGCUGAAGCUCACACCCUUGUUGGACAAAGCUGACCAGCACUGCAACUGUGACUGUGCAAACUUCCUACUCCAAGAAUGUAGCAAGCAGGGGCUUCUGUCUGAAGCCAGUGUCAACAACCUCAUGGCUAAGCGCGCAUUAGACCGAGAGCACGCACCCCAGCUGAAAUCAGGAGAAAACGCCAACAUCCAGCCCAACCCCGGCCUAAUCCUCCGGGCGGAGCCCACUGUCACAAAUAUCCUCAAGACGAUGGAUGCAGACCACUCCAAGUCCCCGGAGGGACUACUAGGGGUCCUGGGCCACAUGCUGUCUGGGAAGAGUCUGGAUUUGCUUCUGGCUGCUGCUGCCGCCACCGGAAAGCUUAAAUCCUUCGCCCGGAAGUUCAUCAAUUUGAAUGAGUUCACGACCCACGGCAGCGAAGACAACCCCAAAGCAGCCUCAGUGCGUGCCUUGCUCUUUGACAUCUCCUUCCUCAUGCUGUGCUACGUGGCCCAGACCUAUGGUUCAGAGGUGAUUUUGUCUGAGUCACGCACAGGAGCAGAGGUCCCCUUCUUUGAGACCUGGAUGCAGACUUGCAUGCCCGAGGAGGGCAAGAUCCUGAACCCUGACCACCCCUGCUUCCGGCCAGACUCCACCAAAGUGGAGUCCCUGGUGGCCCUGCUCAACAACUCCUCAGAGAUGAAGCUGGUGCAGAUGAAGUGGCACGAAGCCUGCCUCAGCAUUUCAGCCGCCAUCUUGGAAAUCCUCAACGCCUGGGAGAAUGGGGUGCUGGCCUUCGAGUCCAUCCAGAAAAUCACUGAUAACAUCAAGGGAAAGGUAUGCAGUCUGGCAGUGUGUGCUGUGGCUUGGCUUGUGGCCCACGUCCGGAUGCUGGGGCUGGAUGAGCGUGAGAAGUCACUGCAGAUGAUCCGCCAGCUGGCAGGGCCACUGUGUAGUGAAAACACCCUGCAGUUCUACAAUGAGAGGGUGGUGAUCAUGAGCUCGAUCCUGGAGCACAUGUGCGCUGACGUGCUGCAGCAGACUGCCACGCAGAUCAAGUUCCCCUCCACGGGGGUGGACACGAUGCCCUACUGGAACUUGCUGCCUCCCAAGCGACCCAUUAAGGAGGUGCUGACGGACAUCUUUGCCAAGGUGCUGGAGAAGGGCUGGGUGGACAGCCGCUCCAUCCACAUCUUUGACACCCUGCUGCACAUGGGCGGCGUCUACUGGUUCUGCAACAACCUGAUUAAGGAGCUGCUGAAGGAGACACGGAAGGAGCACACUCUGCGCGCGGUGGAGCUGCUCUACUCUGUCUUCUGCCUGGACAUGCCGCAAGUGACCCUGGUCCUGCUGGGCCACAUCCUGCCCGGCCUGCUCACCGACUCCUCCAAGUGGCACAGUCUCAUGGACCCACCGGGCACGGCGCUUGCCAAGCUGGCCGUGUGGUGUGCCCUGAGCUCCUACUCCUCCCACAAGGGACAGGCGUCUACCCGCCAGAAGAAGAGACACCGUGAAGACAUCGAGGAUUACAUCAGCCUCUUCCCCUUGGACGACACGCAGCCGUCGAAGCUGAUGCGACUGCUGAGCUCCAAUGAGGAUGACACCAACGUCCUCUCGAGUCCCAGAUCUUCCCCGGGCCUCCGUGCACCAGUUAGCCCGUGGGUGAGCGACAGGGUGCGGCGGGCAGUGCCCUCAGCACUCCCUCCGCUCCGCCCUGCAGCCGACCGCUCCAUGAGCAGCUCCCUCUCGGCCUCCCAGCUCCACACGGUCAACAUGAGGGACCCUCUGAACCGAGUCCUGGCCAACCUGUUCCUGCUCAUUUCCUCCAUCCUGGGCUCCCGCACGGCGGGCCCGCACACGCAGUUCGUGCAGUGGUUCAUGGAGGAGUGCGUGGACUGCCUGGAGCAGGGCAGCCGCGGCAGCAUCCUGCAGUUCAUGCCCUUCACCACCGUGUCGGAACUAGUGAAGGUGUCGGCCAUGUCCAGCCCCAAGGUGGUUCUGGCCAUCACGGACCUCAGCCUGCCCCAGGGCCGCCAGGUGGCUGCCAAGGCCAUUGCUGCACUCUGAGGGGUGGCGGGGAGAGUCCCGGCGCCAGGCGCCUCUGGAGGGAGCAGUGAGGAAAGAUGAGACAUCGUUGCUCACAUCCACGUGGUGUAAGAGCCCUUCGUCAGUUUCCACGUUUCCACGUUUCCGCUGCUCCUGACUUCUGACCUCUAAGACGGCUUCCGGUCCCUUCUUUUGUAAUUCCCCGUCCCCUUCGCUGGCACCUGGAGUGUGAGCAGCCCGGUUCCCAGCGGUCACCCCUGUUCCGGGAGGGGAUGCUCCUCUGAGGACCCGUGUGGAUGCGUAGUGUGUGUGUAGAUAUAUAUUUUUGUAAUACUUGAGGGGAAGUCCACCCCCGUUCACUUGUAAAUAAAGAUCCUCGUGGA
This is a messenger RNA of Lemur catta (Ring-tailed lemur), 3632 nucleotides long. RefSeq names its product mediator complex subunit 24 (gene MED24). Gene Ontology annotation, molecular function: transcription coregulator activity. Bases 148 to 3270 code for a protein of 1040 amino acids. Lineage: Eukaryota; Metazoa; Chordata; Mammalia; Primates; Lemuridae. The transcript is spliced from 27 exons. Gene Ontology annotation, cellular component: mediator complex. The record is from RefSeq and is a predicted model, not a curated record.